Molecule: messenger RNA, 1280 nt
Organism: Stegastes partitus (bicolor damselfish)
Lineage: Eukaryota; Metazoa; Chordata; Actinopteri; Pomacentridae
Product: troponin T, cardiac muscle isoforms-like
Exons: 14
Coding region: 125-865 (246 amino acids)
Biological process (GO): cardiac muscle contraction; sarcomere organization; regulation of muscle contraction
Cellular component (GO): troponin complex
Molecular function (GO): troponin I binding; troponin C binding; tropomyosin binding
Source: RefSeq, a predicted model, not a curated record
CCGCCAUGUGAUCCACUACUGGGUUUAAAAGCUUAAGGCCCACAGAGAAGGACACAGUAUACAAUUCCCCAUUGAGACCCAUCAGAAGCACACAUCGCACUAUCUGGGUGCUGCAUCCUAAACCAUGUCGGGCACAGAAGAUGCGACAAAUGAAGGACAGCGAGAGGAAGAUAUUGUUGACACUGGAGAAGACAAUGACGGAGAUGACACAAAGCCCAAGCAAAAGUCUGGUUUCAUGGCUGGCUUGGCAGCUCCCAAGAUCCCAGAUGGUGAAAGAGUGGACUUUGAUGAUAUUCAUAGGAAACGAAUGGAAAAGGACCUCAUAGAGCUCCAGAGUCUGAUUGAAGCUCAUUUUGAGAAGCGUAAGAAGGAGGAAGAAGAGCUUCUUAACCUCACAGACCGCAUUGAGAAACGCAGGUCUGAGAGAGCAGAGCAGAUGAAGAUCAGAGCAGAGAGAGAAAGAGAACGGCAGAACAAACUAGCUGAAGAGAAAGCAAGAAAAGAAGAAGAAGAAGCCAAGAAGAAAGCAGAUGAUGAUGCAAGAAAGAAGAUGAUUCUGUCCAACCUCAGUUUCACUGGAUACAAGACACAGACUGGGGCAAAGAGACAAACAGAAAGAGAAAAGAAACGGAAGAUCCUUAAUGAUCGACGCAAGGAGCUGAACGUUGAUCACCUGAAAGAGGACAAACUCAGGGAUAAAGCGAAGGAGAUGUGGGAAUGGAUGCGCCAGCUAGAGGGAGAGAAAUUUGACCUUCAGUUUAAGUUCACAAAGCAGAAGUAUGAGAUCACCGUGCUGAGGAAUCGGGUCACUGACCAUCAGAAAAUUUCAAAGGGUACCCGGAGCAAGCGUGGCCUCAGGAAGUAGCAUCUGCCAUUGACUGGAGGAAAACUGGCAAGAUCAGGCCUCCAUGAAUUAUUGAGAGUAAUAUAAACUGCAUAAUAAUGCUUUCUAACUACUUGAAUAUGCAAGAACAAAAUGACGACAUUGAAAAUGACAUGCUCUUAAAAAAAAGUUAUCUGUGAAAAGUGCAUGCUGAGUUCACCUGCAGAGAUGUAGAUGUGUAAUAGUUUGUGGAAUCUGACUGAUCAGGCAAUGUGGUGCAACUGAUAUUUAUAUAACCUGGUGUAACCUGAAAGGACCUUUCAUUUUUUCAUUCAAAGCAAAAGUUUGGUCCUACCUUUCUGGAAGAGUCAAAGCAAUGUGGAGACUUAUUAAUUGGUUCUUGUGUGCAGGAUUUUGUGAUUGCAAUGAAUAAAAAAAAAUCACUUUCAGUAAAAAA